Messenger RNA from Lathyrus sativus (Indian pea), 981 nucleotides. The record is from the annotation of a GenBank genome assembly. NCBI's taxonomy places the organism in Eukaryota, Viridiplantae, Streptophyta, Magnoliopsida, Fabales, Fabaceae.
AUGUUUGAAUGCAUAAGAUGUAAUAGAAAGCCGACGGCGGAAGAUAAGGAGGAUGAAGAGGUCGGUCAGAGUAAAGAAGCCGUCAAAAGCCUGACUGCGCAGAUAAAAGAUAUAGUACUGAAGUUUACCGGUGCUUCCUGCAAACGAUCCGGCUCCUACCGAAAAGGACCGAGAUCUUCUCCGAAAUCGGUAGAGAACUCGGAAGGGGUUCGAUAUCCUUAUAUGGGGGGUGUGACCUCAGGUUCUACUCCUCCUUGGGAGUUAGGUGGCAACUACAGCAAUGGCAACCAAACUCCUAGAGUGCAAGAGCCAGUUGUGGUGGAGCCUGAAGCAGUGGCGGAGGAAGAGAUUGGUAACAAAGUGUGGGUGGCACAAGUGGAGCCGGGGGUUGAUGUUACCUUUGUGUCUCUUCCUGGUGGUGGAAAUGAUCUCAAGAGAAUUCGAUUCAACCGAGAAAUGUUUGAUAAAUGGCAAGCUCAAGUAUGGUGGGGAGAGAAUUACGACAGAAUCAGGGAGCUAUAUAAUGUCCAGAGAUUUAAUCGUCAAGCUCUCAACACUCCUACACCGUCCGAGGAUGAGCAAAAAGAUUCUUCGAACCCAAGGAAUCACCAAACUGCAAGAGAUAGCCCAGUGGCUGCAUGGUUGAACAAUGAUUCAAUGCCGAGGAAUCAGUAUUAUAGUACUUCGGGAUUCACUACGGGUCAAGGAAGCAGUAGCAACCAAGAAAUGCAUGCAGCAGGGUCAUCCAUGGAAGCAUCAAGAGCCUCUUCUAAAGAUGAGCAGUUUUUCAGCAAUGCCGUUGGAAUUGAGUCAGAAUGGAUUGAGCAAGUUGAGCCGGGCGUCUUUGUUACCAUCAGGCAGUUACCUGAUGGAAACAAGGAGCUUCGCCGUAUCAGAUUCAGCCGAGAGAGGUUUGGAGAUGAAGAUGCAAGGAAAUGGUGGGAAGAGAAUAGAGAAAGAGUUCAAGUUCAAUACAUGUGA